This is a messenger RNA of Solanum tuberosum (potato), 504 nucleotides long. RefSeq lists its product as uncharacterized. The transcript has 2 exons. The record is from RefSeq and is a predicted model, not a curated record. The coding region runs from base 1 to 504 and encodes 167 amino acids. Lineage: Eukaryota; Viridiplantae; Streptophyta; Magnoliopsida; Solanales; Solanaceae.
AUGAAAGAAACUUGUGAAAGGUUUAAGAUUGCUCGUCGAAAUUCCACGGUUUACCGCCUACAGAUGAAUGGGGCAGUUGAGGCUCAAGAAGAUUUUAAGGAAAAUAAAGCAGUAAUACCCGCUGAGGUGGAAAUACCAUCUUUAAGGGUUAUCCAAGAGGUUGGUCUGGACGAAGCAGAAUGGAUACGUAGCAAGAAUGAACAAUUGAUGCUCAUAGAUGAAAAGAGGAUAGAUGCGGUUUGUCAUAGCCAACUCAAUCAAAACAGAAUGACCAACGCGUUCAACAAGAAGGUCAAACCUCGACAGUUCACACCGGGGCAAUUAGUAUUGAAGAAGAUCUUUCCUCACCAAGGAGAAGCCAAAGGGAAAUUUGCACCAAAUUGGCAAGGACCUUACAUGGUUCAUAGAGUACUCUCAGGAGGAGCGGUAAUCUUAGCAGAAAUGGAUGGCAGAGUGAGCACAAAGCUAAUCAAUUCAGACGCCAUCAAGAAAUACUACAUCUGA